UUGUAGCCUCGUAAACCGGAAAUGAAUAUUAAUGUGGCGCUCCGGUGCAGUAAGCGGAUUAGCAGCGUAGCGAUGGCUGGAGACACAGAGGCUGAAAUACCUGAAACGGGAGCCGUGUUCACGUUCGGCAAGAGUAAAUUCGCAGACAACGUUCCCAGCAAGUUCUGGUUAAAAAACGACGUGCCGUCAAAGCUCGCAUGUGGAGACGAACACACCGCACUGAUUACAGAGAAAGGGAAAUUGUUCAUGUUCGGCAGUAAUAACUGGGGACAGCUUGGCCUGGGCGAAAAGAUCAGUGUGAGCGUACCGACUUGUGUCAAAGCCUUGAAAUCGGAAAAGGUCAAGCUUGUCGCUUGUGGAAGAACUCAUACGCUUGUUUACACGUCUUGCGGGAACCUAUACGCAGCAGGCGGGAAUAACGAAGGACAGCUCGGUCUUGGAGACUUUGGGGAAAGAACUUCGUUCCAGCUGGUGGACUUCUUUACCAAACGUGGACCAAUCAAGACGCUCGCAGCCGGUUCCAACACAUCGGCUGCUAUUACGCAGGAUGGGAAGUUGUACGUGUGGGGCGACAACUCGGAAGGGCAGAUCGGCCUCGGAAAAGAGGAAGGGACGUCCACGCCACGUGAGCUUAACGUGGGGAGUCGGGUGACGUGGGUUUCCUGCGGUUAUUAUCACUCUGCUUUUGUAACAGAGGACGGGGCAUUAUUUACCUUCGGAGAGAGAGACAGUGGGAAGCUGGGACUGUCCACAGCGCAGUUGUCCGAUCACAAAGCGCCUCAGCGCGUGGAGGGCAUCGGUGAACGGGUGCUGCAGGUGGCAUGCGGGGGAAGCCACACACUGGCACUCACAGAGAAACACCUCUAUUCUUUCGGUCUGGGGCAGUUCGGCCAGCUGGGUCACGGCACCUUCACCUUCGAGUCGCAUUUGCCAAGAGCGAUGGAACAUUUCCGCAGGGGAAGAGUAAAGCAUAUCGAAUGUGGAGAAAACCACAGCGCCGUUCUCACAGAGCGAGGACUUCUAUACACGUUUGGAGAUGGCCGUCACGGGAAAUUGGCUCUAGGAGAGGAGUACUUUGCUAACCAGUUCAAACCGACACUCUGUCCACGAUUCCUCGAAUACAACGUUCAAGCUGUUACCUGUGGUGGGUGUCACACGAUAGUGUUAGCCAAACCUCGGCUCCCAAAGUCAGAAGAUGUGAUCCUGGAGGAGGACGACGUGACUGAAGACCAUCUAGAGAAGCUGCUCAGGGAGGCGGAGUCUCGACAUGGUCUGAACAGGAGUCUGUCAGCACGGGACAGACGCAGAGAGAGGAAGCGCUCUCCCGAACAGUUUGGGAUGAUGUUCCGGACUCUUCCACCUCUGAGUUCAGCUCACCGUAAUGCAUCUGUACCUGUUUCUAGUCAGACUUUCCCCUCACAAACAAGCAAGAAAACUACAAACGGCUUUCAGACUAAUGGGAUUUACAGCAGCACCGUCCAUGGGAAGACUGCGGUUGAAAACCAUGAGGAUGAUGAGAGUGAAGAUUUGGGAGAAACGGCCGAUUUAUUAAAUUUAACUCACGUAAUGAAGAUGCAUCCUGCGGAGAAGACAAUUACUUUUUCUCCUGUUCAGAAGAAGAAGGUUAAAGCUGGUGAAAAGCACAGUAAGGUGGUGAAGCAGCUUAUACACGACCCUGAGUGGGCGGGGCUUAGUUCAGACCAAGCCCCGUCUUCCGAUUUACGGACAAGUCACGUCGGCGAGUCCGGGGAACCGAGCUGCCGUAGCAAUCGAAGGAGCGCUGUGAAGGAAAGUAGGCUUGUAAGGGGUCCAGCUAAUGAGCUUAGAGAUAAAUCAGAGAGCCAUCCAAAGUCUAAGCCUGAACCGCAAAGACAAGUCAUUGACAUUGAACCUAAAAGUAAAGCCCAGAUAGAUCAUAAGGUAACGGUAAAAGGCGCCGAGACAGAGACUGAGAAGGAAGUUUACGAAUCGGAAGGUUUUAAACGAGACGAUUUGGACUCUACAGGAUCCAAAGCAAGGCCAGUGGACAAAAGAUGGCGACGAGCCACAGAGGAAAAGAAACCGAGAAAGGGUUCUGCUCGAGUCACACGAACGAAAAAAAUCCUACGUACAGAGUCUGAAAGCAAAGUGCAAGUGAAACACAAAGCUACAGCUGUGCACAGCAAAACACCAGACAAUACCAGGGAGACAUGGGGUGGCAGCUCUAGUAGUGAACAGUCUUACCAGGCACAGAGGACUCAGAAGACUCAGUCCACCAAACCCGAGCGCAACCUGGACACACAAAAGAAACGUCUCGGCGCAGGGGGUUCAUCGGACAGUGUAAGGUCUGGCUCUCUCGCGGGGGUCGCGUCACUCACGGAAGACCUGCCCAUCGAGAGUCCUGAGCGUCCUCUGGAAGACGUCCUCUCCAGCCAGUUCCUGUCCCGAACUCCUGAGCAGUGUCCGAACACAGUGGACGAACAGACUCUUUCUAUCAGUGAGAAUCCAGAGAAGACAGCGAGCAAAAGGACAGCAGUUACUAUUACUGUAAAGCCUGUCCCUGCAGCUUCGGAUGAGGAGACUGAGAAGAGCAUGUCUCAGUGUCAGUCUGAGGACAAAAUGGAUGAGAAAAGAGAGAGUGGAAGAGGACGAAUUGACCAAGUGGAGAGUGUUGGCAGGGAUGAUCAUGAAGAGCGAGAUAAGGAGAGUAAGACAGAGCCGGAGGAGGAAUCCAGCAGUCAUGUUAUGGAGGAAAGAGAGAAUGCAGAAGUAGGUAAGACUCAGCAAGAUGAAGUAGAAAGCAAAAUGAGUGAGCAAGAGGGUAGUAAAGAAAUGGAUGGACGGAUAGAGAGCCAGAGCAGUAAUUCAGAAGGAGAGAAAGGGAGUUCUAAAUCUGAAAACAUUUGCAACACUAAAGAUGAUUGCAGUGAGGGGGACAAGAGUGAGGAUGAGAGUGAGGAGGAGGGAGCAGGCGAAGAAGAUAGUUCUGAGGAGGAAAGUGUGUCUGUCAGAAACGAGAAGACCGAAGAGGAAAGUGGAAAGGAAAGCGAGACAGUGGAAGACAUGACAGGAGGUAGGAAUGAGAAAGAAGAACAGGAGAGUGGGACGGAAGAGAAGGAUAGUGAAGGGAAGAGAAAGAAAUGGAAAGUAAAGACGGAGAGGAGAGAGAGUGAUGAUGAAGAAGAAGGUAAAGAUGACACAGAGAAUGAGGGAGUAGAAGAAUCUGUGCAGGAGAACGAAGACGCUGAAGAUAAAAAAGAGGAAGAGAAAAGAGGGGAGGAUGAGGAUGGCGAAGCAGAAGGAGACCCAGAAGAGAAUGACGAGAUUGAAAAUGAAGAGCCCACUGCCCUCAUCAUCUUCCCUUCUAAUCAUCCGCAGUUCAGCGAUGACGAGACCACCGGAGAAGAAGACGAAGAAGACCCCGAGAAAGAUGAUUUGGACGAGGGAAAUGAUGAGCAAAAGGAAGAGCCGGUGGAAAAAAUGAAGGAUGGAGAGAUCCAGUUAAAUGCUCAGGUCAAGAACAAUGUGGAACCAGUCACUGUUCCUGACAGACCAGACAAAGAUCCUGAGGAUAAACACAUUUCUGGUCCACUUAUUGAGGAGAAGCUGCAAAAGCAAAAUGAAGCCAAGCUGGUGAAACCAAAGAGCUUGUUUGGAUCCAACAGCAAGAUCUCUUUUUUCCUGCGGAGGUCCUCCACCAAGAAGGAGAAACCGAAAGCCCCAGUGGAGGAACCCAGCCGCGCUGAGAAAGUCUCCAGCUCUGACAGUGGUGAUGUAGAACGCGGCGUUGAAUCGUCUGACUCUCAGCCGGUCCGGUCCAGCUCGGCCACCUGCGCUGUGCUCUGACACCACCGAAAACCAGCAGAAUCUGGUCCUGCUUCUGAAGGAUGUUUCCAAGUAUUAGUACAAGAAAAUGACAAAAAUGAAAAUAUUUGAGAGGAAUAAAGCAUUUUGGAAACCUGGAUUCAACUCCAACCGCCGUAAUGUGCCUUGGAAAUCAAAUUCUUCACAAACUUUGACCUUCUCAAUAGAUCUGAUCCAUACAUACAUACAUACAUACAUCCAUCCAAAGCACUGUACAUUGCCAUAUUGAUUUCUGGGUUUCAUAUCUGUUUUAUUUUGUGUUAUUUCUGUCAUCGCAUCCUUACGCUCGAUAGUCGCUUGCGUCGGAAAUAUAUGACCGCAUAUAUAAUGUAUUUUUUUUAACUAUUUAUUUAUCAUGUAAAAUAUUACAGCACCUUUGCACUUUUGACUGCAGGAACAUUUCAUUGUCUUUCAAUGUUUUCGUUUUCUCAUUUGUUGUAUGACAAAUUGUAUAAACUUUAUAACAAUUAAAAGGAAAUACAUUGAAA
Messenger RNA from Silurus meridionalis, 4331 nucleotides. It is a transcript of the gene rpgrb, whose product is annotated as retinitis pigmentosa GTPase regulator b. Lineage: Eukaryota; Metazoa; Chordata; Actinopteri; Siluriformes; Siluridae. The record is from RefSeq and is a predicted model, not a curated record.